ACGAAUUAACCUGUGACGUUUACGAACCAACUCUUACGAUACUGUCCGCGCCAUACGAAUGACUCGUCCCUGUUCAAUUUACAUUGUGUAUUAGUCCCGUGUUCUCAUUGAACUCGAAUUUGACUGAACGACCAGUUAACAAAAAUCAUCUGAGAAUGAUACCGAACUGUAUAAGAAAUAUAGGUGCUCAAACGUCGAAGAGAAAUGUGGUAUCGUACUUCUUCAACAAGAAAAACAAUUAUGCCACAGAAGCUUCAUUCGAAACAAAACCCUUCCGAUUACACAAAUUGGACAGCGGACCCUCCACCCAAGUCUCUGUUACUAGAGAUGAAGCGUUAGAGCUCUAUAAAAAACUACAUACAAUCCGUCGUAUGGAAACAGCUGCUGGAAAUCUUUACAAAGAAAAAAUUGUCAGAGGUUUCUGCCAUUUGUACUCGGGUCAAGAAGCCUGUGCAGUUGGUAUAAAAGCAGCCUUGCGGUCGCAAGAUUCUGUGAUUACAGCUUACAGAGCCCACGGGUGGACCUAUUUAAUGGGAAUAGAGCCAUUUGGCGUUUUAGCUGAAUUAACUGGUAGAAAAGGAGGAAAUGCAAAAGGUAAAGGUGGUUCUAUGCAUAUGUACUCCAAAAACUUUUAUGGUGGAAAUGGUAUUGUUGGUGCCCAAGUACCAUUGGGAGUAGGUAUUGCUUUUGCUGCGAAAUAUAUGAACACUGGAGGAGUGUGUGUCGCAUUAUACGGAGAUGGUGCGGCCAAUCAAGGACAAGUGUUUGAGGUAUACAACAUGGCCAAGUUGUGGGACGUUCCUUGUAUCUUUGUUUGUGAAAACAAUGGGUAUGGUAUGGGUACUAGUGUCGAUCGUGCUUCUGCGAGUACAGAAUAUUAUACAAGAGGAGAUUACGUUCCUGGAAUUUGGGUGGAUGGUAUGGAUGUGCUAGCAGUUAGAGAAGCUACCAGAUUUGCCAUUGACUACUGUACAUCUGGCAAAGGACCUCUUGUUUUAGAAACUGUAACUUACAGAUACAGUGGACACAGUAUGUCCGAUCCUGGGACAAGUUAUCGUACGAGAGAAGAAAUCCAGGAAGUGAGGCAAACUAGAGACCCUAUAACUGGUUUCAAAGAACGAGUAUUGAAUGCCAAUCUUGUUACUCCAGAAGAAAUAAAGGCGAUAGAGAACGAAAUCCGGAAAGUUGUAGACGAUGCUGUAAAAGCUGCGAAAUCAGAUACCGAAAUUCCACUGAACGAGCUCACUACUGAUAUUUAUAGCAAUUGCUUAGAGAAAGAAAUUCGCAAUAUUACUCCAUUUAAUCCACUACCACACACGAGGCUAGGUCCAGCUGUGAAUGCCUAGAUUAACUCAUAAAAAUUUUUAAGCAAAUUCUGUAUUAAAUUUCAUUUAUUAUAGCGAUGCCUGCCAUUAAUAGAGUUACUAGUUAAUACAAGAGAUUCUUGGAGUAUAACUCCAUUUUUUGAAGUUAUCAGCAAGCAAAAUAGUAAAAUCACCGGAACAUGUUUUUGUUUAUCGUUACAGUUGUACAUACACAAUGUGUAUAUUUAUUUAUAGAAAUAUAAUGGUACUAUGAGGAAAA
Molecule: messenger RNA, 1584 nt
Organism: Frieseomelitta varia
Lineage: Eukaryota; Metazoa; Arthropoda; Insecta; Hymenoptera; Apidae
Product: probable pyruvate dehydrogenase E1 component subunit alpha, mitochondrial
Exons: 6
Coding region: 156-1346 (396 amino acids)
Biological process (GO): pyruvate decarboxylation to acetyl-CoA
Cellular component (GO): intracellular membrane-bounded organelle
Molecular function (GO): pyruvate dehydrogenase (acetyl-transferring) activity
Source: RefSeq, a predicted model, not a curated record